Messenger RNA from Geodia barretti, 9088 nucleotides. Lineage: Eukaryota; Metazoa; Porifera; Demospongiae; Tetractinellida; Geodiidae. The record is from the annotation of a GenBank genome assembly.
CACUCAUCCCCAUGUAAUGCGCCCUCCACUGACUACCGCUCUUCACUGUGGAGGUUUUCCUUAGUGCGAGCCUUCUCUGUUUUGUACUUGGACGAAGAGCGAAGUUUAGGACGUAAGUGUGUUUACAUCGCUGUUGAUAAUACCGUAAAACUAACAGACCGUACUACCGUCAGGUCUGAAUACACGUGCGAAGGGUUGACAAGGCUGAUCUCGGGUUGGAUAUAGCAGUUGUCAGGGAUGGCAGACGGGGGAAACGGAGGAGGAGGGGCCCAGCUAGCCGACAGGGGCUGGAUCGAUGUGCAGAAGAAGACGUUCAGGAACUGGGUCAACGAGAAACUCAAAGACACGCCGUGCAAAGUGGAGGUCCUCGAAAAGGAUUUCAGCGACGGCAUAACGCUCAUCAAGCUCCUGGAAGCGCUUUCCAAGAAGAAGAUGCACAAGAGACACAAUGCAAAGCCUCGACUGGACAUCCAAAAGAGGGAAAAUGUCGACAUUGCUCUCGAAUUCAUGAAAAAGAUUGAAAAAAUCCGACUCGAGAAUAUCGGUGUGACUGAUAUCUUUGAGCACAACUUGAAGCUGAAUUUAGGGCUGGUUUGGGCCCUCAUCAUCCGCUAUCAGAUAGCUACAGGGGAAUCGGGGGCCAUUGAGAGCAAGGCCGUCAAGGCCAAGAGAGCGACGGCAGAGAAGCUGUUGUUGGGGUGGAUGAAGAGUGCCCUUCCCAAUAAUGGUGUCAGAAAUUUGACAACAAGUUGGAACGACGGAGUCAACCUGUCGGCUCUGGUAGACUACUGUCAGCCGGGCCUGAUUCCAGACCACGCCUCCCUGGACCCGGAACGGAGACUGGAGAAUGUGCAGCGAGCCAUGGAGCUGGCAGAGGAGCACCUCCAGAUCCCUCAGCUGAUGCACCCCGAGGACCUGGCCGUGGACAAGCCUGACAAGCUGUCCACCAUGACCUACCUCUCCCAGUUCUGCUGCCCCAACUCUGUGGGCGAGAGGACUCUCCUCGAAUUUGUCCGCAAGAAGCUCCCCAAACAGAACAUCACCAAUUUCACCACCGACUGGGUUGACGGGAGGGUCCUCGGAGCUCUCACUGAUUGCGUUUCGGGAGGGGCUUACCCCGAAUACGAACAGAUGAAACCGGAUCAAGAGCUCGAGAACUGCACCAGUGCUAUGACUACAGCGGAAAAACUGCUCCAGAUUUCAAUGACCUGCGAUGCCGAGCAGUUUGCCAAUCCGGAUCUGGAUCCGAUGACCCGUACCACGUACCUCCAGCAGUUCCGCCACGCGCAAGCCGUCGCUUCUCCUGCGCAGAAACUGGUGGCUUCGGGCCCUGGAAUAACGGGAGACUCUGCGGGGAAAGAAACUAAUUUCAUCGUUCGUGGUCGCAUCCCCGAGUGGGCAGCUCUCUCGUGUACGGUAACCAAAGCAGACGGGAGCGACGUUCCAACGAAGCACCACACGACUAGUGCUAAAGCUAUGUCCUACCAAUACACUCCAGAGGUAGGAGGGAGGUACAGAGUCGAGGUUAAACUAAACGACGAGCAUAUCAAAGGUUCGCCGUUCAACGUGCAGCAUCAGGCACCGUCGGACGCCGACAAGUGCACAGUGACAGGGGAAGGGAUGGAGAAAGGGAGAGUCGGCGAGAAGCUGGCGUUCUCGGUGAACUGUGCAGACGGUGGGCCCGGAGAGCUGGAGGUUGAGGUGGACAGUCCGUCAGGGAGCUACGUACCAGUCGAUACGCGAGAGUCCUCGCCUCGCAAUUUCGACGUGUGGUUCACUCCCGCAGAGCCCGGUCCCCACAGCAUUAAUAUCCGCUGGGGUGGGAACCACGUUGCAAGAAGUCCCUUCACGACACAGAUAACAGACCCCAAGAAAUGCUCGGCAAGUGGGGCCGGUUUGAAUAUGGCAAAGCUGAACACCCCAGUCUCCUUCGCCGUGAAGACAGACAAGGCAGGUCAGGGCGACCUAGACGUGAGAGUCACUGCUCCGAAUGGUGGGGAAGUCCCCAUUGAAACGAGGGAAGAAGGCAGGGGAAACUACACGUGUACCUGGGUCCCCGGAAACGAAGGGAUGCACAAGAUCGACAUCUUGUACGGAGGAGCCCCGAUCUCCGGGAGUCCUUUCACAGCCGAAUGUCUCUCUCCAGCAGAUUCCUCGAAAUGCACUAUCCUCAACGCCCCAACCGGACGGCUCCGAGCCGGACAGAGCUACAAUUUUGACGUAGACACCUUGAAAGCCGGAGCCGGCGACCUCUCGGGUUCAUUCACGGGCCCGUCUGGUGUAAAAGAAAAGUGUGAAAUAUUUGCAAAGAGUGGGAGGGUAUAUUCAGUCAAGUUUAGACCAAUGGAGGUAGGGCCAGUUGAUGUCGAGGUGCUCUAUGACGGGGUCCCUAUACCAGAGUCUCCAGCCAGGUUCUCAGCUAAUGAUCCCAGCAAGUGUAAGGUGAAUGCUGCGGCACUGGCCAGCGGGUCCUAUCGCACCAAGCAACCCAUCGAUUUCCGAGUGGCAGCGCACUUUGCCGGCGGGGGAGAACUCACCGCCUCCUGCAAGGGGUCGAAAGGCUCAGACGAACUAGAAGUACGAGACCAGGGAGACCAAACGUAUCUCGUGCACUACAUUCCUAAAACGGCUGGGCCACAUGCGAUCGAUAUCCAUUUCGAUGGGGAGCAGAUCCCGGACGUUCCAAUCAGAAUCCAUGUCGAUUCGGGGAGCGACGCUGACAGUGUGAUUGUAGCACAGCCGGCUCCAGGGAGACUGGGGAAAUACGUGGUGGACAUUCCAUAUAUCUACAAAGUCAACACGACUGGAGCCGGGGAUGCUGAGCUAACGGCAAGUAGCUACGGAGCUCGAACGGGGAUCAAACCCGACGUGAUUGUCAUAAAUGAAGGGUCCUCCCGACACAAUGUGACUCUGAGAGCAAGCGAGGCUGACGAGUAUCUCGUCAGUAUCAUGUGGGGCGAGGAGCACGUUCCGGGAUCACCUUUCAAGCUGCCAAUCGACGAGAAACCUCGAGCCGAGAGGGUUCGCUGCACCAGUCCCGAUUUCACCGUUAACUCCACAGCACCUGUGUCCGUGACUGCCGACACUGAACUAGCCGGUGCCGGGGAGCUCACCGCAAUUUGUGUCGGGAAGAAAGUCGGCGCCGUGGCCACUAAAGUAGUAAAAACCGAGCCGGACAAGUACUCUGUCUCAUUCACUCCGAUCCAAAUCGACGACUACUCCCUCAGUGUGCUGUGGUCGGGUGAGAACGUGAACAAGUCUCCGUUUAGAGUCAAUCUCCUGCCACCAGAUGUCACCAAACUCGCCAUUGAUGGACCUCACGUACCUGACAACAUCCUGGAGCCUACGAGACUCUUUAUCGAUACCACUGGAGCUGGCAACGGUAAAUUGAGUGGGUCGGUUGAGGGAAAUCUUCACGGGUUCUCCGAUGUUCAGAUUCAAGAGAUAGAGCCCAAUAAAUUUGACGUCUCUUUCGUUCCUCCCGGCCCCGAUUUCUACAAGUUUGACGUCAAGUGGGGAGGACACACGAUCCCUGGGGCUCCGUUUGAGAUCAAUCUGAACCCACCGAGAGCAGAAGAAGUUGUCAUCGUAGAGCCACCCACCGCCAUGCUCGAAGCCGGACAAGCAAUUGGGAUUUGUUUCGACACUUCCCUGGCCGGUAGGGGAGAGCUGACUGCAAAGACAACCGGUCAGCAAGUCGGCGAAAUCCAGACAAAAGUGAGCCAGAGAUCCAAAGACAAAUACGAUGUUCGAUUCGCUCCCCCGGAACCCGACAUAUUCAAUGUGGACGUUCUGUGGGCCGGACAGCACGUGAAAGGCUCUCCAUUCACGAUCAAUCUUCUGCCGGUCGACCCUAGCAAGAUCAAGGUGAUCGGUCCGAACCAACUCCAGGGAAACGAUGGACCUGUUGAACUCAUCAUCAAGACGGGCCAAGCUGGGAAGGGUAAGGUCACGGCUGCUUGCAUCGGGAAACAAGUCGGCGACGUCACUGUCACAAUCAGCGAAACAGCAAAGGACAUCUAUCAACUCACUUUCGUUCCUCCUCAAGGAGACAUAUACACUUUUGCUGUACAGUAUGGCGGGCAGAAGAUCCCUGGGUCCCCCUUCACUAUCAAUACCCUCCCUCCCAAUGCCAGUGCCGUGAAGGUAAUCGAGCCUGAAUCGAUUGAACUGCGACAGCCCAUGACUUACAUCGUCGACACCCAGUAUGCCGGAAACGGGAAACUCACCGCCACGUGUCGCGGAGAAAAGUAUGGAGCAAUCGAGGUAAAACCGACAAAGAAGGGCAAAGGCGUCUACGAGGUGUCAUUUGCAGCUCACAAUCCCGAUGUGUACAAACUGAUCAUCAAGUGGUCAAAGGAAAAUGUUCCGCGCUCACCUUUCAAGAUCGACCUGCGAAAUCCGAUGGCCUCGAAGGUCAAAGUUGGAGAGCUCCACAUCCCAGAUGAAGCAGGGACUGGAGAGCAUGUGUGGGUAGAUGUUGACACCUCUGACGCCGGCCACGGAAAGAUACGAGGUGAGGCAGUGGGGGAGAAAGUCGGAGCCAUAGACUGCGAAGUGGAGACGAUGCGUCGCGGUAAGAAGUAUCGCGUCCGAUUUCCACCCUCGCAGGCCGACAAGUACAAAUUCUCUAUUUACUACGGAGACUCCAUUGUUCCGAGUACUCCGUUCAACAUUAACCUUGUCCCUCCCCAACCCGAUGAGGUGGAGCUGUUAGACACCUCCAUCCCGGACCAGGCAGGGGGUCCAGUCACCCUGGUAUUUGACACCAGGAAUGCCGGACAGGGAACCCUGUCUGCCAAAGCUACCGGGGACCUUAUUGGAGUGGUGGACACCGCCGUAACUGAAAUAUCGCCCGAUAAAUUCCAAGUCUCCUUUAUUCCUAAGGAGUACGACACGUUCAAUGUUAAUGUGCAGUGGGCUGGACUACCGGUAAAAGGCUCGCCGUUUCUUGUAGACACUCGUCCCCAGAUCUUCCCACAUAACGUAGAGUGUGGGCAGCUGGCCUAUACGUCAACUGGUAAGCCAGUUACUCUCACUGCUGACACUUCGAGAGCAGGGAAAGGGAAACUCACGGCCCAAGUGAGUGGAGUAGUCAGCGGAUCUGUCCCUGUACACGUGAGCUCCACCUCAUCAACCACGCACAGCAUACAGUUUGUACCCAAGAGAGAAGACGAGUACAGUCUGAAAGUGUUUUUCGUCGGUCAGCAAGUCCCCGGGUCUCCUUUCAAAGUGGACUUUCGUCCCAAGGGCCCAGUCACAGAGGGAAUGGUAGUGGCUCCACUUAUCCCCGUGGAAGAGUGUAUCAUGGUCCCAACACAAGACCUUCACUCGGCCCCACCACAGGAAAUCAAACGCCCACAGCCGGAAGAACUGACUCAGUUCAUAGGGGAACCUCUUUCAGUCAAUAUCACGGUAGAGGACAAAGGUCAGCAAGGUGCUCCUCUGCUUGCCACUGCCAUUGGAGACAAGACUGGGAAAGCUCCAGUCAGCAUUUCCAAGAAUCCGGACGGAUCUCGCGACGUCUUCUUUAACCCUGACAAACCGGAUCGCUACAAGAUUGACGUGCUCCUCGGGGAUUUCCCGGUCCCCAACACUCCCAUCGUCGUCAACUACGUCUCACGCAGCGACCCUUCCAAAUGUGUCAUUUUCGGUCUCCAAGACAUUCCUCUAGUGCCGCAAGUCGGAGAACCAAUCAAGUUUGGAGUCGACUCCACGCAGGCUGGAGAAGGGAAGCUCUCUGUCACGGCAGACGGUCCCUCGGCUGAUGACACCCCGUCAAAGUUGGAUGUUCAGACCAGUGAGAAGGAGCCGGGAAUAUGGCACAUUUCUUACACACCGUCGGCAAAGGGUUGCCACAGAAUCCACAUGCAGUGGUCCAAGGAGCGUAUUCCCGGAUCGCCUCUCUCGUUUGACGUGGGAAUGAUAGGAGACGUCCAGACUUACCCCUGGGGCAGUCCUGUGGCAAUGGACAUCAACGCUGACUGCAGAACUGGCGAUCUCGAGUCGUACGCCAUUCAAGUAUCAAACGGAGCGAGACACAAGGUGAAGGUGAACAAACUACAGAAAGGAAAAUUCAAGCUCAGCUUCCAGCCACAAGAUCCAGGCAUCUACGAGAUUCACGUUCUCCUCAAGAAAAAAGAGAUUCCUGGCAGCCCCUACAGAAUUCGCUAUAAUUCCCCACCCAAACCCGAGACUGUCAAAGUUCUGGGGCUCCCAAAGCGAGCCUUUGUUGGUGAGCCCUUCCAGUUCACAGUCGAUGCCAGACAAGCCGGUAGUGGGGAUCUCGUAUUCAGAGGCUCCGGUCCCGAAGCUUUGAAUGAAUCAGAUCUAAGUGUAGUGGAUAACAAAGACGGUACCUUUACUGCUGAAUACGUCCCCAAUGCAGUCGGCGAGCACUUUUUCCAGAUCCUGUGGGCAGAAACGGCAAUUCCCGGUACUCCGUUCUGCGUUCUGGCACAGGACCGGGCACCUGAGAUAGAGAAUCCACUUGAGGGGUACCCUGCGCUUAAUGUGGUUGAGCUCGAGCAGCUGGUGCCAAUUAGGGUAGUGGGUGUGGGUAAGCUCCCUUCUAAGGAGUUCCUACUGGCUGGGUGUAUGGGCAACAAGACUGGAGAAGCUGAAGUUUCGGUUGAACAGAGAAAGGACGGAUCUUCGGUCGUUCUUUUCACCCCAGCUCUGCCAGACAACUACAUCCUCAACGUGAAAAUGAACAGGGAGCAUAUCAAGGGGAGCCCCUUCACAAUCAAGGCUGUGGAGAGGGGCUCGCUGGCUGCCGAUUUCGUCCACCCUGACGGAAUAUGCCACAGCGACGUGGAGUCUGAAAGACCAGUUGUCUUGUUGCUACCGCUAAAUGCUCCGAACUCUUCUGAGAUCUACGCUACUACAGAAGGGCCCCGAGGACUGUGCGAAACCUCCGUAGGGAAGUCAUGUGACGGGCUGCAAGGGGUUAAAUUUAUCCCCGAGGCACCAGGCGAUUACCUCAUGACGGUUCGCAAAGAUGAAGAAGACGUGUCUGGAAGUCCGUUUAAGAUCACGGCUUACAGCAGUCAGCCCGACGCCUCCAAAGUUUACAUUCUCGAAGAAGACUUGAAGCUUUUCAAGAAGGCCAUUCCGUUUGGCAAACCGGCCAAGUUCCGCAUCCAGACGGCAGAGGCUGGGCCAGGAACUCUCAACAUUACAUCGCGAGGCCCCGGAAAGGCAGAGGUUAAAGUGUUCGACAACAAGGACGGGACUUACUCGUGUGAAUUCCUCCCGAGUGUGGCCGGGAAGUACUUCCUAGACAUACUGUGGAACGAUCUACACAUCAAGGGCAGUCCGUACAUGCUGGUCUUCAAGUCCAAGAAAUCCAGACUCAUUACCGGUCUAAAUCUGGAAGACGAGAGUUUCCGAAUCGGAGUUGCUCACCGGUUCAAACUCCACUGUGACGAGGUGGGGGAGGGGCUCCUAGAGCUCUUCUGUCGACCGCAGAGCGCUGCUAAGAUUCGCCUGAUUCCCAUCGCAAUAGCCAACUCGUACCAGUGCGAGAUUGUCCCUCAAGAGAUUGGCAAUCACGAAGUCUCUGUCACGUACAACGGGAAGCAUAUCCUGGGUAGCCCGUUCAAUGUGGUGUUUGAAAUGAGAGGAGACGCGAGCAAGGUUCGCAUGGUUGAGAGCUCGGUAGAGAAUCUUCACGGUACAGGAGACGCCGUCACGUUUUGUAUCUCCACCGAAGGUGCAGGGAACGGGAAACUCACUGCAUCAGUAGAAAACUCCAUCACGAAAGAUGUAGCGCCAGUCACUCUGACGCAGACUGAAGACCAGCGAUUCAACGUGGAGUUUUUCCCCGGAGAUGGGGCAGAGUAUCUCCUGACUAUCAAGUACGACGAAGUGCACAUUACUGGUUCGCCUUUCAAACUAGUGUUUGGGCCUCCACCGACCGAUGCUAACCAGGUCACAGCGCAGGGAGACGGGCUUGUAUCGUGUAUCAUCGGAAAGUGGGCAAAGUUUAGAGUCAACACGGAGCACGCAGGAGAAGGGAGGUUGGCGGUCAGAGUGAGGGGAGUGGGAGAAGACGUGACUUGCAACGUGAGUCAGGACCCGCAGAAUGAGUUGGAGUACGAAGUGGCCUACAGUGCAAAGAAAGAAGGCGAUUAUUUCGUGACGGUUGAGUGGGCGGAGCAGGAGAUUCCCGGGAGUCCGUUCAUGGUUCACUGCUACCACCCCUCGGACCCGUCCAUCUUUAGCAUCGAGAACCCGCAGACUGAAACCAUGCUCGGUGAACCGCUCAAGUUUAUGGUGCACUCUGGAGGCAUCCCAGAUUCAGGCGAGCUGACAGUAACAGCUCAGUCCAGCCAGAACAAGAACAUGAAGGGUGAAGCGGUUCGCCAGCUCAGUGGAGACUAUCUUUGCUCCCUGAACGUGGCUGAUCCCGGGCGCUACAUGGUCCACGUACGGUGGAACGGCAACCACAUCAGAGGGAGCCCGUUCAAAGCCAAGUUUCUAGUGCCUCCGAAACCUCAGAAUGUCAAAGCUCACGGGCCGGGACUGGAGGAUGGGUACGUCGGACAAGAAGGAAAUUUCAUGGUGGAGACUGGAGAUGGUGGAGCAGGGACUCUAGCAGUGCGGGUCCACGGACCAAAGGGAGCAUUCAAGAUCAACAUGCGUCGUCAUCCCGAUAACGAGAGGACCAUCCUCGUCCGCUACGACCCUACAUACCCGGGAGCAUACAAAGUUGACAUCACAUGGUCCGAGAUUCAUGUCCCUGGCAGUCCCUUCACUGUCAACAUUCGACCUCAGAACGAAAAGAGAUACUGAAGAACCGACCAAGUAAAUUAAAACAUUUUUUCAUCGAUUUCAUGAUCAAUUAAUUUGCCAUUAUCAGACCCAAUUUUGUUUAAUUUCUAGCUAUUUCUGUGUUGGUCUGUUUUAUUGCUGUUUAGGUUUCAUCUAUGUUUUGGAAUGUAGUUUUAAUUUUUUGCGAUAAUUUUUACCAUGUAGAAUGCAUCAAAUUACCACCUGUAAUGCUCAUACUUUCUCUAUGCGGUAGCUAGAUUUUUAAAAAUUACCUUGUAUAUACAAACUUUAUAUUGCAGCGAAAAAUCAUUCC